This is a messenger RNA of Sorex fumeus (smoky shrew), 2983 nucleotides long. It is a transcript of the gene FAM149B1, whose product is annotated as family with sequence similarity 149 member B1. The transcript is spliced from 14 exons. The record is from RefSeq and is a predicted model, not a curated record. NCBI's taxonomy places the organism in Eukaryota, Metazoa, Chordata, Mammalia, Eulipotyphla, Soricidae. The coding region runs from base 86 to 1831 and encodes 581 amino acids. Gene Ontology annotation, biological process: cilium assembly; protein localization to cilium.
GGUGGCGGGCGGGGGCGGGGCCGGGGGCGGGGCCGAGCUGGGGGGCGGGGCCGAGCCCGCGGCCCGGCCGCGGCGGAAGACGAGGAUGGUGCCCCGCUACGCGCGGAAGGCCGUGCCGCCGAGCUCGGAGCUGAAAGGAAAAACAAAACAUCCUCUUAAUCACCAUCCUCUUCCGGAGCUGCUAGAUGAUGUAUCAUUGACAAAUGACAGCCAUGAAAAAGAUACAAGUUCCCAAAGUGCAUCUGACAACACACAAGAAUCACCUUUCACCUCAGCUGACACUGGGAACUCACUAUCUGCUUUUCCAAGUUAUACGGGCACAGGCGUCUCCACUGAAGGCAGCUCGGACUUCUCCUGGGGAUAUGGUGAACUUGAUCAAAAUGCCACUGAGAAAGUCCAGGCGAUGUUCACAGCCAUUGAUGAGCUCUUGUACGAGCAGAAGCCAAGCAUCUAUACAGAGAGUCUCCAAGAGGAGUGCCAACAGUGGACAGACAGCUUUCCUCACCUCAGGAUUCUGGGUCAGCAGAUUCUCACCCCAAGUCAAGGUUAUGGACUUUAUCCGAGGUCUCCUGCUGUUUCAACUUCACAGGAGAUAACAUUGUCCCAGGAAAGAGAUUCUACCAUAUUUGGUAUAAGGGGCAAGAAGUUACAUUUUUCAUCUUGUGCUCAGAAAAUGACUUCUAUUGCCAAAUCCCCUAGCAUGUCUUCUCUGGAAAGAGAGGAAGACCGUGUGCUCAUCUCCGAAGGAAUCAUAGAGGAGUACCUGGCCUUCGACCACACAGACAUGGAAGAAGAGUUUCGUGGAAGGAAACCAAGAGCAGCUACAGAGAAACAGAGAUUAGGGUACCCUCCUAUUUCCCCACUUUACUGCAUGAAGGAGGAUGUCCUUGCUUACGUGUUUGAUGAUGUGUGGAGAAAGGCCCUGGGCUGCAUGGAGCAGUUGACGCGGAGUCACUGGGAAGGGUUUGCUUCCGAUGAUGAGAGUAAUGCCACAGUCACCAGACCAGGUUCAGAGAGCCCCAGUGAGCUGAAUGAGCCACCACCUUUGAUCUUACCUCGAGUCCCACAGUCCAAGGUGCUGUCCAUUACCUCCAACCUGAUGAGUCUCUGUCAAGCUGGAAGUGGUCACCAGCCAAAUGUGAACGGUCUCUUGGUUCAUGGGAUGCCUCUGCAGCCAAGAAAUCUCUCCCUAAUGGACAAGCUCCUAGAUCUCGAUGACAAGCUACUGAGGCCUGGGUCUAGUACCAUCCUUUCAACUCGAAACUGGCCCAGCCGCGCCCUGGAGUUCAGCACCUCAUCUCUGUCGUACACAGCGCAGUCUGCCCGGAGACGCAACCCCCCACCACGCACCCUCCAUCCCAUCAGCACAAGCCACUCUCGCGCAGGGACCCCAAAACCCCUGGAGGAAAUCCUCAGGAGAUCCCGAGUUCCAGUGACCGCAGAUUCCCUCUCCUACUCCUCAAUGAUGCCCCUGAGUCGAAAUAACCUGCUGCCCCCUAUUGGCACAGCUGAUGUGGAACACUUGAGCACGAUGGGAUCACAAAACUCCAAGAAAACCCACAGUGACUCGGGCCGAGCUCGAAGCGCCAUGGUGGAUGACCCGAACCACCAGCAGCCACAGGAGAGGCUCCUUUUACCUGACUUUUUCUCCAGGCCCAACACAACGCAGUCAUUUCUGCCAGACACCCAGUAUCAUCGCUCGUGUGCCAUUGAGUACCCUCACCAGGCCCGCGCUGCCCGGGGAUCUGCAGGGCCAGGUUCUCAGUUACACGGGUCUACAAAAUCUCAAAACAGAGGUGGACCAGUCUCUAGAUCCAGGCAGGGACUAUAGGGCAAAAACCGAGAAGAACCUGCUUCAGGCUAAAGGUGACAAAUGAGAAGAUUCUGUGAACCAAGUUUUCCGCCACCUUGUGAUCCACAGCUUGCAUGCAAGAAACGACUCGCUACCAACUUCAUUUCAAGUAUUUUGGUACAAAUGACUGAGGGAAAAAUACCUGCCAAAGAUUACAUGGGUACUAUUUUUAUCUGCUGUAAUUGUCUUUCAGCAUUCAUUAACCAGCCUGUUAGACCAGACAGUAAAUUUGUACCCAGAGAUAUAACAAAUGAAGAACCCCAAAUCACUGCUCAUGUUGCCUGUUAACAAUGAUCAGUUCAAUUAUUAUAAGAUUCUAUGAGUCUGUAUAUACAUAAAAGCAACAAAUGAUUGUUUGAUAACAUUAUCACUGGCUUUGGAAAACUGCUUGUAUUCAAUGUCUGGUGAGUUGUAGUCACUGAAGUUAUUUUGGAGAGUGCUGAUUAAAAUUUGGACUCAUCCAAUGUUAUUGCUCCCAAAGCUUUUAGCUACUGAGUCCAAAGGCAGUGAGUGUAACUAAGACAGAAACAUUGAGCACUGUUUGUUGAGCACUGUUUAUAAAGUAACUUAUAUAACCAAUCAUUUUUUUUUUUUCUCCAGAAGCCAGCUCAACCUCAUAAUACCACCUUCAUUAUCAGGCUAUGCUCAUUUUCUUCUUAAAGUACUUUAUUGGCCAUUUUUUCCAGAGUAUUAAACUCACCUUGCCAAAUCUUCUGCAGCUCUACAUCAAUUAAAAAUAAUUUGGAAUUUGUUAGUACUCCAGUAAGGUGCAAUCCCUUAAAACUGCAGAAAUUCUGGCAGUUAAUCCAGUAAAAACAUAUUCUGCGUGCAGCAUUAGAAAACUUCAACAUUAUUUUACCAUGGCCCUUUUCCUGAGCAGUAUUCAUAAACACAGCAAUGGUUUUAACUAUGAAUUAAAUUUAUUUUAUUUAAAUCUCAUUGAAUUUUGAUGCAGAAUUGUUUUAGACCUUUUAUUGAUAAUCUUCAGAGUGAAUAAAUUCAAAUCAUAAAUCGGGGCAAUGCUUAAAAAAUAUAUCAUUGUUCUAAUGUUAUCAUAUGAAGGCAUGCUUCAGGCAACUUGUAUUAAUUUAUAUUUUUAAUAUAAUUAAAGAGUAUUUUUAACUUGUUUGU